Messenger RNA from Helobdella robusta, 2574 nucleotides. RefSeq lists its product as hypothetical. The record is from RefSeq and is a predicted model, not a curated record. The transcript has 8 exons. Lineage: Eukaryota; Metazoa; Annelida; Clitellata; Rhynchobdellida; Glossiphoniidae. The coding region runs from base 1 to 2574 and encodes 857 amino acids.
AUGUUACUAUAUUUCGUCGGUAAAAAUAAGUUUCUGUCUGAAAAUAUAAGGCCAGUCAUAGAGUUGCUAUGUAAAAUUUUAGAAGACCACGAAAUUUGCUUAAUUAGAGCAGAAAUUUUUAGGAAAGCUAAAUUUGACACGAAUUCAGUAACGCCUGCAUUUUGGCAGUUACUUCAUAACACUCUACAAUAUUGUAAUAACGUUAAAAUAAAUGAAAAAAGCACUGAAAAUGAUGUCAAAAAUGUUUUCAAUGAUGACUCAAACACUUCUACUUCCACAAACAACGCUAAACUUCAACAAAAAGUGCCACAAACUAAUAUCGAACAUUACGUUAAUUUUGUAAAAUUUGAAUUACUGAAGAAAAGAUACCUGUCGAAGGAGUUGAUGAGGCUUCCAUUGGACAUGUCAUCAGGCAGUAGAGAGUUGUUACUCGCUUUUGCUUGGAUUUUCGGGAAGGAAAACCUAAUCUCAACUUUUAUUCAUAAAAAAAUUACACUAUUUAACGACAGCGAAAGUGGCCUUAUUAAUUUGUACGGCCUCCCCAGUUUAGGGAUUAGUGAAGAGAAAAAAGAUGAUGAAAAACCUGAUGAAUUCAACUCAAGCGUUGAUUUAUUCUCAAAAAUUCAGCACUUAAUUCUCUUCAACAACAAAAUAAGAUUAAACCUGUGCAGGUUGUUUAGCAUGAGAAAAGAACUGCACAUGAAGAAACACAUUUUGUACGAAUCCAGCUGGAAUAAUCAUACAAGAGUACCCCACUCGCAGUUGCCUAAUCACCUAUUUCUUUACGAGGUAGAACUUUUGAGAGAUCCUGAAAAACUUGAAAAAUACAUCCAACUGUUGAAUUUAGACAACCAAAGGUUAGAAAGAUUGCUUGAUUGGAAGAAAGUUGAAGAGAAAUUCUGGAGAUGGAUGGACAGUGUCUUAGAUGCUAAAUUCAUUGAUAACAACAACAACAACAACAACAACAACAACAACAACAACAACAAUAAUAAUAAUGAUAAUAAUAAGGAUGAUGAUAAUGAAGAUGAAGAUUUUAUAGGCGGGAAUGAUUUGAAAUUAGAUUUAAACUUUUUUCAAUUUGAAGACAAGUUAACCACCGAAUUAUGCAAUAAACACGAUCAGCUGGAGAAAUAUUUUAACAGCAACAACAACAACAACGAUAAUAAUAAUAAUUAUUAUAAAAAUUAUAACAAUAAUAAUUAUAGUAACGAUGAUGAUGAUGACGGGGAAGAACGGGAUGAUGGUGAUGAUGAUGAAGAUGAAGCCAUCAAAAAUCUAAACGAGUUACUAAAACUAGUGGAUAGAAAAAUCGAACAACAUAGAAUGAAUAUAAACAACAACAAUAAUAAAAAUAACAACAACAACAACAAUAAUAAUAAUAAUCUUAUAAAUUCUAACGACUACUCAUUUGUAUAUACUGGUCCAGUUUACAACGACAACAAUAAUGAUGAUAAAGGUAACGAUAAUAAUAAAGACGAUGACGAUGAUAAGAACAAUAAUAAUAAUAAUAAAAAUAAUAAUAAUGAUGAAGAUGAUGUUGAUGAUGAUGACGACGAUGACGACGAUAGUGAUGAGUUCAUAAGUAAAUUCAGAGAAUUAUUAGACAGCAUUCCUGAUAAAAAAUCAUCAGCAGCAGCAACUAUAACAGCUGCAGCGGUUGAAGCAGUAGCAGUAGCAGCAGCAACAUCAAAAGCAACUACACCAUCAAUAUCAUCAUCAAAAUCAACUCCAACAACAACAAAAACUGCAACAUUUUACGAGGACAUAGAACGGGAGACAAAGAUCUUGCGGCAGCUGGUGAAUAAAUUAGAAAAUGAUCUGGUGGUUUUUUCCUUCCACAAGCAAGCCAAGCCAUAUUUCGAAGGUGUGCAGUGCAUGCAGGCAGGCAGAAAGGCAGGCGGGCAUUUAUCAUGUGAGAGCCUUGUGAUGUUGAUGUUCUCGUCUGAUGCAAGAUUAAGUACAAUGACAAAAAAUAGAGACGAAACAAUUUCGUCGAAGGAAAAAAAAUUUUUGAAGACAAAAAUCAUGAUCGGAUCGCAGCAUCUUAACGAGAUGGGGGCCGACAGCAAGGAAGAUAUUUAUUCGCAAGAAGAUAUACCACAACAAAUGUUUUUUCUGGACAGCGGAGAUUUAGAAUCUUUGGUCUCCAACAGAACUGAUGACGUCAUUGAUGCAUGCAUGUCUGAGCUACCGGAUGAAAAUUUUAAAACACUGGGCGGCAUUAUGGUAUCAGAGGGUCAUCAGUUUAGUAGCAACUACAACAACAACAACAAAGUCGAUAAUGACGUCAUCGCUUACGGCAACAACAACUACAACAACAUCAACAACGGCAACAACAAUAACAGCAACAGCAGUACCAAUGAUCAUGAUCGGCCAAUUAGAAUUGACGACAUCAAAAUUGACAAAACAAUCGUGGCUCAACACGCAACAUCUGUCAAUGACGUCACAGAAAACGUCAAUAACAACAACAACAUCAACAACAACAUCAACAACAACAUCAACAACAACAUCAACAACAACAUCAACAACAAAGACGACAAUAAAAUUAGCCUCAACAACAUCAACAACAACUAG